Molecule: messenger RNA, 1636 nt
Organism: Brassica napus (rape)
Lineage: Eukaryota; Viridiplantae; Streptophyta; Magnoliopsida; Brassicales; Brassicaceae
Exons: 1
Coding region: 1117-1587 (156 amino acids)
Source: RefSeq, a predicted model, not a curated record
UUUUUAUUUCUGUGUAUAGUAAACACUAGUUAAGUAUAACUACGGGUUUAUAACGUGGUUAGUUAGUUAAUUUAGUCAAUUUAGUUUACGGAUUAAAUUUAGGGUCUGGGACGACUUACUAGUAAGUCGUCUGAUGUACAGUAUUCAACAGACGACUUACUAGCAAGUCGUCCAAACCGGACCAAACCUUUAAUUUUACAAUGUACUUUUAAACCUAACCAGAUUAUUUACCGGCCAUAUAUAAGGCGUUUUUUUUUCACUGUUUAUCGAAAAUCAGAAAACCCUAAAGCCAUUUCUCUCAAAGGCGUUUUCGAAGGCGAUUUUCGUCGAUUCUCUCGAAUCCAUCGUUCUCAUCGUUCUCACCGCCGGUUAUCUCUCCGCCGUUAUCACCGUCGUUCUCACCACCGUUCUCACAGCCGCUUCCUCUAUUUAAGAUCCGAGAGGAAACCCAAGCGCGCAUUCUCUCAGAGGCGUCUCGUUGAACUCCGCCGCCGGUAAGUUAUAUCUCUUACUGUCGAGUGAUUGAUUGAGGAAAAUAUGAACAUAAAACUGGAAGUCUUGGAAGUCUUAUAACUAAGUCGUCUGGAAAGUCUUCCAGCUGGAAGACUUUCCAGACGACUUAAUUAUAAGUCUUUCAGCUGGAAAACUUGCUAGACGACUUAAUUAUAAGUCUUUGAUUGUUUGAGAUGGUUGUCUUUGAUUGUUUUGCAGGAAAAUAAAAUGGAGAUGCCAGAACUCCCCGGUAGGAUAUAUACAUUAGGAGAAGAGCCCCCCGCAGUGCAUAGCAUUUCGUAUCAUACUUGUUGGACGUUGCAUGCUGCUUUAAAGAAAGCUCUUCAUGAUGACGAAUAUGAAGAGCUGAAGGAGUCGAAGUUGGGAGUUUUCAUCAAGUUCCAAGAGCUGGGAUUUGAUUGGGCUUUAAGGCUGGUUCACUACAUGCUCGGUUUCCAGCUGGACAUAAAGAAGAAGUAUGAGCUGUGGAGUCUCGUUGGUCCAGAACCUGUGAGGUUUUCACUGUUAGAGUUUGAAAACCUCACUGGUCUAAACUGAGAGUACAUCGAGGACCUUGAGAGACCUCACUCUGUUGUUACAAAGGAGUUGACUUCUUUUUGGGAGAUGCUGGGAGUUCAUGUUGAAGCUGGACCAUCUACUCAGGAGAUAAUAGCAGCACUUGAGAGAUGCGAAGGGUGGUCUCGGGAUGAUCGCAAGCGGCUCGCGUACCUUGCCAUCUUCAUUGGAUACAUUGAAGGGAGAAAGUAUUCAACCCCUACACGGGUUAGUCUGGCAAGGCUAGUGAUGGAGCUAGAACGGUUUGAGAAUUAUCAAUGGGGGAGAGUCGCGUUUAAGGUGCUGAUGGACUCUGUGAAGAGCAGAGAUAUUUCGGGUUGUUACACUAUUAAUGGGUUUGCGCACGCUCUCCAGGUCUGGGUGUACACAGCUCUUCCAGAAUUGGGUGCUACUUUUGGUAAUCCUCUCCCAAACAAUCCGUCUCCACCGAUACUGGCUUACAAGGGUCGCAAAGGACGCAGACAGUUUAAAGAGGCUAUCCUCAGUAAGGUAUUUACUUCAAUCUGGACGACUUCGUAGAAAACUUAUAAUUAAGUCGUCUGAUAAGUCUUCCAAUUAGACGACUUAG